GCAGGAGCCAAGAUCGAUAAGGUUGACCUAUCUGAUAGGGAACUCUUGUAACCAUUGCCUAUCUUUAAUCCUGGAGAAUAGCAAUCGACUUCCGGCGAGCACCGAGUCCAAUUUCACAGGAUUGAAGGACUCCAAGCUCGACAUCAGGACCACAAGGCGGGAACCACGCACCAGGAUAACUCGGGGUAAGCUUCAGUGAACGAUAAGACAGUCGGGAUUGCGUACGUACAAAAGACAUGAAUACAUAACCGACGCGGCCGACAUAACGUCGUACGCUACGCGUUGACAACCCCAAGACAUCUCAAAAUGACCAUCUCAACCACAACGACGACUUCAAAGCUGGAGCUCCGAACAGCGUAUGGACCAGUCUUCCGAGAUGUCUUAAACACCCAGCCCCGAGAUUGUACGACUGAAGAGAUCCCCAUCAUCGACCUAUCGCCUCUUUAUUCGUCGAAAUUUGAAGACCGGGAGGCAUUGGCCAAAGAAAUCAGAGCAGCCGCCGUGAAUACAGGGUUCUUCUACAUCAAGAACCAUGGGAUUUCGGAAAGGAUAAUUGCGGAUGCGAAGAAGCAGUUGUUGGCAUUCUUCACCCAGCCCAACGAAGAUAAGAUGAAAGUCAGCCAGUCUUUCUCAAAAUAUUUCAACGGAUACAAAGGACCUAGGACCACGAACAUCAGCCCUGGAGAAAGUGUAGAUGUCAAGGAAUCGCUGGGCUGGAGAUAUUCGCCGCAAUAUGACCCAGAUCCAAAGACCCUGGAUGCAAUUCCGGAAGAGGUGAAGCCAUGGAUUCGAGGAGAAGAAUUCGUAUGGGAAGGGACUUCCCAUUUACCAGGGUUCAAGGAUGAAGUUCUCGGAUACUGGGCAGCUUGCUUAACGUUGGCUAGGAAGCUGGUCAAAGUAUUUGCUCUGAGUCUUGACCUUCCAGAAAGUUACUUUGACAGCCGGACAACGUAUCCAGGAGCUGAUGGAGUCUUCAACUAUUAUCCAACCACAACGGAAGAGGAAACAGUAAACAAUGCCGUGGGGUUGGGAAGCCACACUGACCUGCAACUAUUCACAUUGCUCUGGCAAGAUAUGACUGGAGGCCUUCAAGUCCUGAACCGAGAUGGCCAAUGGAUCAAAGCCACUCCUGUGGAAGGAACGAUUGUCGUCAAUAUCGGAGAUUUCAUGAUGCGACUGUGCAAUGAUAUUUAUAAAAGCACAGUCCACAGAGUGUACAAUCGAUCGACUGUCGAACGAGUCUCAAUGCCGUUCUUUUUCGGCGAGUACAAAUUUUCGGAACCUUCAUGGCUCAACUUCAACUGCGUGGAAGGUGUGGUUCCCUCUUGUACUUCCGAAACGAAUCCGCCAAAAUACGAGCCAAUUUCAUGUGGUGACUGGUGUCAACUCCGAUUCAAACUUGAGAAUGAUGAGAUGAAGAAGAAAAUGGCUGGGCAGACUCAAGCACCUAGUGCAGUGAUUGUGGCAGCUUAA
Molecule: messenger RNA, 1473 nt
Organism: Hyaloscypha bicolor E
Lineage: Eukaryota; Fungi; Ascomycota; Leotiomycetes; Helotiales; Hyaloscyphaceae
Product: Clavaminate synthase-like protein
Exons: 5
Coding region: 307-1473 (388 amino acids)
Source: RefSeq, a predicted model, not a curated record